Molecule: messenger RNA, 771 nt
Organism: Symbiodinium sp. CCMP2592
Lineage: Eukaryota; Dinophyceae; Suessiales; Symbiodiniaceae
Source: the annotation of a GenBank genome assembly
AUGGCAGGGCCAGAAGAUCCGGAUGAAGAUUGGGCUGCUUUCGCAUCCCAAUCGUUGGAAGAUGGCCGAAGGGAGGAAAGCUUGCAGAUUCUUUCACAAGACACUUCUGAAGCAGAUGCAUGCAGAAGUAGUGCCUCAGAUGAGGGUGAUGAUCCUGUAGAGAUGGCCGCUCCGUUUUUGCCACCCUCGCCGGAUGAUGAAGACGUUCCAUUGAAGCCAAGCAAUGGAGAUGCAUGGUGGGUGAAGUUGCUGAAGACACACACCGCAAACAAGAAGCCAGGUGGCGUGGUUCCUUCCGGGCUGGUGACGGUGCUGAGUGCGUGCAGUGGUGGCCUCACGGACCUUGGGAUCGACUUCAAAGUGGUUUCUGUGUCAGAUCCGUGUCGGGCCUAUCGCGAGUUCUGCUGCGCAAACCACGACAGCAUUGAGCACGUUCAUUUGAAUAUGUCAGACCAGAUCCAUGGCGCAGCUUGUGAGAAGCAUUCUCAUGCAGAGAGUUGCGUGAUCCAUGAUGAGCCAAUGCUUGCGGUUUUGGGCACCCCGUGCCCUCCUUUCUCAGUCCAGAGGGCAAAGCGGUUCAAGAGUGGCACAGUGAAGCAUCACAAAUCAUACAACACAACUUUCGAAUCCGCGCUGCUGUUCCUGGAGACCUUUAACCCUGUAACGGCGGUCCUCGAGCAAGUUCCAGGGUUUGAUCAGUUCGAGACUGCUGGCGAUUCAGUGACACCGUUGGGAAGGCACCCACCCGCACUGUUUGCUGAUUACUUCUGA